CCCGCGGGCUUGUUACUGAAGGUAUUAGGCCUGGAUUAACGUACAGCCAUAAAUUAACCUGGUUUAUUUAUUCUGUGUUUAGUGACUGCGUAGAAGUAACCAGCGCCUAACGACUGUCUUCACUGCACGACCRUCAUGAACGUUACCGUCCACAUCGCUGUCAGGACAGCAUUCUCGCUUGUCACCGUCACUGGUAUCGUUGGAAAUAUCUUGGUUUGUCUCGUCGUCCUUCUCAACAAACCCAUGCGAACACCCAUGAACUACCUUCUCGUUAACCUUGCCAUCUCAGACAUGAUGUUACUGGUUUUCUUCACCCCUACAUUCAUCUUCAGAGAUGCUUACACGCACCCUGCUGGCCAAACGGGGGAUAUUCUUUGCGURUUUUUAACUGGAGAGAGCUUUGCUUGGGUGGGUGGCUAUGCAUCCUCUUAUUUUCUUGUUGCCAUUGCAAUCGAACGACAUUAUGCCGUGACAAAGCCRUACGUUCAUGGCUAYAGUAUAACGCGAAACAARCUAAAAAUAYUWGUUGUUUCUUGYUGGAUUUUCUCAAUUGCKUGGAAUUCCAUUGGUUUSGCAGUAAAGCGUUAUGACCCAUCUUUAGAAUUCUGCGCCASCGAAUGGCCAGCGGAGUACUCGUUUAAAGUGUAUGCGCUCUUGUCUCUCAUUGUGCUCGGGAUUAUUCCAAUAACUACAAUGAGCGUGCUAUACUCCAGGGUUGUCUAUGCAUUAUGGGUAAAUCGAGAAGUCACGCAAGUCAAUAAUCUCGAAUCUGAACGAAAACGACGAAUGAAGGCGACCAAAAUGGUCUUAACGGUCAGCGUUAUAUACACGUUGUCAUGGGUACCGGAGCUUACGAUCUUUGUGGUGGCAGCUUAUGCACCAAGCCUUAUGGAUAGCACUGUAAUUUAUCCAGCGAGUGUUGCCAUGGUGACGUUAAACUCUGCAGUUAAUCCCAUAAUAUAUACUCUUCAUGGUGAACGUUUUCGUUACUUUUUAAAGAAGUUAGUUUGCUGUUGUACCAAAGGAAAAGACGAAUUGCGACCAAGCAACGUCCUGUCCAUGAACAGCGUGACUCAGUUUCAAGAAAAUGAGGGCKUUGACACUCGCUUAUGAAGAGUUUAACAUACAUGCAUGAAGAGUUUUGGAGAGCGAUGCGUCCACCAUCUUGAAGUGGGACUCGAAUUACUAAAUUGACUAAAUAUAAUUGAGUGCUAAAGAAAUUAAAAGGUUCUAAGCUAAUGUCAAGUUAAUAUAACACGAUAUAAUGAUAAAUUAGUUGACUUGAAAUUACGAAAUGCGUUUUAAUAUAAGGCACAACAUAUAUAGUGAUUCGGGUCUUACUUUUCAAGAUGGCGGACGCAUUGUUCUCCGAAAUACCUGAGCCA
Exaiptasia diaphana is the source of this 1385-nucleotide messenger RNA. RefSeq names its product QRFP-like peptide receptor. Gene Ontology annotation, molecular function: G protein-coupled receptor activity. Bases 136 to 1113 code for a protein of 325 amino acids. Lineage: Eukaryota; Metazoa; Cnidaria; Anthozoa; Actiniaria; Aiptasiidae. The record is from RefSeq and is a predicted model, not a curated record. Gene Ontology annotation, biological process: G protein-coupled receptor signaling pathway. Gene Ontology annotation, cellular component: membrane. The transcript has a single exon.